Molecule: messenger RNA, 1122 nt
Organism: Nicrophorus vespilloides
Lineage: Eukaryota; Metazoa; Arthropoda; Insecta; Coleoptera; Silphidae
Product: pancreatic lipase-related protein 2-like
Exons: 4
Coding region: 45-1004 (319 amino acids)
Molecular function (GO): lipase activity
Source: RefSeq, a predicted model, not a curated record
UGUUUAUAUAAACCGAACGCAGUCUACGUUCAGUACAGAACAUCAUGGGCUUCGCACACCUUCUAACGUUGUUAAUCAUAGUGAGCAGCUCAAGCUGCUACUUGAUGCAGAACACUUUCAAGACUAGCUUCUACUGGUAUUCUCAGAAGUUCAAUGGUACUUUGGAUUUGUUUUAUAACUCGGAAAAGUUCGAGAAGAAUCUUGAUACCAAGAUCAUCAUACAUGGUUUUAACGAAAAUGUGCAAAUGCCCAUUUACAAGGAAAUGGUGCAGAAGUUUAUGGCAAAGGACAAUUUGAAUGUGAUCACAGUUGAUUACAGCUAUUACGACUGGCAGAACAACUAUUUAAAAAUCUUACAUGCAAUUCCUCAUAUUGGUUUUUACUUGGGUGAAUUGUUGGGCAGACUGAAGUUGUCCCGUUGUAUAACGUUGGGAAGAGUACAAAUAAUUGGGUACUCGACCGGAGCACAGAUCGCAGCUCACGCAGCAAGGAAAGCUAACCAGUAUACAAGAGGAGCGAAAGUAGGUAGGAUAACGGCAUUGAAUCCCACCCGUCCAGGAUUCGAGAGCAUCUUAGUCAAGGACGACGCGAAGUUGUCCGCCAACGACGCCCGCAUCGUUGACAUCCUUCACACGGACCGCAACCUAGGCUACGCCGAGUCCCAUGGAUCGGUCGAUUUCUACCCCAACUUCGGAGACAAAAUACAGCCGGGCUGCAAACUGGUAGAGGAGAAGAAGAUUUACGGAGUCGGCGAGAAGGACGGCUGGAAACAGGUCCUUUUGUACGACGAUUAUUGCAGCUUGAAGAGGAGCGCCCUUAUAUAUGCUGAAUCAAUUUACUCGGAUAAAUUUAUUGCUACGAAAUGCGAGUCCUGGGAGAGAUACACGGCAGGCGACUGCGACAAUAACGAGAAAAUAAUAUACGGAGAUGAUAUGCCGGGUAAUGCAGAGGGAUCCUAUUAUUUCAGGACGAAUCCUCAGAGCCCAUACGCUCUUGGAAAAUAAUCCAAUUUGAUAUUAGUAAUGUUUUAUUAUUUUUUAGUUCCCGAAAAUUAUAUUGUAUAUUUCAAAAAGUGUACCAUUCCUUCUUUUAUACUUGUAAAAUAACUAAUUUGAAAUAAGA